Messenger RNA from Hansenula ciferrii, 1293 nucleotides. It is a transcript of the gene MCA1, whose product is annotated as Ca(2+)-dependent cysteine protease MCA1. The transcript has a single exon. Lineage: Eukaryota; Fungi; Ascomycota; Saccharomycetes; Phaffomycetales; Wickerhamomycetaceae. Bases 1 to 1293 code for a protein of 430 amino acids. Gene Ontology annotation, molecular function: cysteine-type endopeptidase activity. Gene Ontology annotation, biological process: proteolysis. The record is from RefSeq and is a predicted model, not a curated record.
AUGUACCCAGGUCAAAGAAGACAUCAAACAACUUAUAACGGUGGUAAUUAUGGUCCUCCACCAGGUCCACCACCUUCAGGUUUUGCACCUCCUCCAGGUCCACCACCAAAUGGAUAUGGAGGUGGGUAUGGACCUCCUCCAGGUCCACCACCAAAUCAUUAUAAUGGAGGAGGAUAUGGACCACCUUCAGGACCGCCACCAAGUCAAUAUAGAGCACCUCAAGGACCACCACCAAAUGUUCAAAUGCAAAAUCAAGCUUUCAAUGGACAAAAUCAUCCAAAUCAAUAUCAAUAUAAUGAUCCAAAUAAUGGACGUCAUACAUUUAAUAGACCUCAAGCUCCACCUCCUUCAGGUACACAACAUAUUGGUAAUGGUAUUAGUUAUCAAUAUUCACAAUGUAAUGGACAAAGAAAAGCGUUAUUAAUUGGUAUUAAUUAUAUUGGAACUAAUAAUGCUUUGAGAGGUUGUAUAAAUGAUGCACAUGCAAUGCAAAAAUUCUUAAUUGAUAGAUUUGGUUAUAAAUCUGAAGAUAUGGUUAUGUUAACUGAUGAUCAAAGAGACCUGGUUAAAGUCCCAACAAGACAAAAUAUUAUAAGAGCAAUGCAUUGGUUAGUUUCUGAAGCUAAACCAAAUGAUUCUCUUGUAUUCCAUUAUUCUGGACAUGGUGCCACUCAGAAGAAUUUAGAUGGUACAGAAGAAAGUGGUUAUGAUUCAACUAUUGUACCUGUUGAUUUCCAAACUGCAGGACAAAUCAUUGAUGAUGAAUUACAUAACAUUUUGGUUCGUUCAUUACCACCAGGUGCAAGAUUAACUGCAUUUUUUGAUAGUUGUCAUUCAGGUACUGUAUUAGAUUUACCAUUUGUUUAUUCUACAAAAGGUGUUAUUAAAGAACCAAACAUGUUGAAAGCAGUAGGAUCAAGUGGAUUAAAAGCUGCAAUGAGUUAUGCCCAGGGAAAUAUAGGAGGGAUGGUUUCUUCAUUAGGUGAUGCUUUUUCAAAAGUUACAAAUGGUGAUCAUAAUAGACAACAAGAAAUUGCUCGAAAUUUUUCACCAGCUGAUGUUGUUAUGAUUUCUGGUUCAAAAGAUGAACAAACUUCUGCAGAUGCUACUACGAAUGGUCUUUCCACGGGUGCAAUGUCAUUUGCUUUUAUUAAUGUUAUGGCUUCACAACCUGUUCAAAGUUAUAUUUCUUUAUUAAAUAAUAUGAGAUCUGCAAUGUCUGGGAAAUAUUCUCAAAAACCUCAAUUAAGUUCUUCACAUCCUAUUGAUGUUAAUUUACAAUUCAUCAUGUGA